This is a messenger RNA of Hansenula anomala, 1158 nucleotides long. RefSeq lists its product as uncharacterized. The record is from RefSeq and is a predicted model, not a curated record. NCBI's taxonomy places the organism in Eukaryota, Fungi, Ascomycota, Saccharomycetes, Phaffomycetales, Wickerhamomycetaceae. Bases 1 to 1158 code for a protein of 385 amino acids. Gene Ontology annotation, cellular component: plasma membrane. Gene Ontology annotation, molecular function: high-affinity zinc transmembrane transporter activity. The transcript has a single exon. Gene Ontology annotation, biological process: zinc ion import across plasma membrane.
AUGUCAGAUAUCAACUAUAUCAACCAGUGGGAUCCAAGUAAUGUGAUUUUGAACGAUCCUAACGUUGAUUAUUCAUGGAAGAUUUGUGUUUUACAAGAAACUUAUUUUGCUGGAAAUGAAAUUGAAGGCUCAUCAGGUGGGAGAAUCUCUUCAAUCUUUGUUAUAUUCUUUCUCUCUACAGGGUUCACAAUAUUUCCAAUACUUAGUAGGACUUUCAAAUGGAUCAAAAUGCCGCUUCAUCUUUAUUUAUUUGCAAGGUAUUUUGGUACUGGAGUUAUUGUUGCAACAGCUUUCAUGCAUUUGAUGGAUCCUGCAUAUACACAAAUUGGUCCUAAUUCUUGUGUUGGAGUUAGUGGGAAUUGGGCUGAAUUUCCUUGGGUGCCUGCAAUUAUGAUGAUUUCUCUGUUCACAAUUUUCCUAACAGAUGUUAUUUCAGAUGUGUUGGUGGAGAGACGUUAUGGUGGUGAUGGUGAAUCACAUUCAUGUGCAAGUGAUGAAACUAUGAAAGCUAUUUGUUCUGGUUAUGACGAUGAUGACCAUUUUAAUGAUGAAGAGCAUAAUCAUUUUUUGAAAAAGGGAUCACAAGUGGGAUUCUCUACAGAAAUGACAGAUUUCAAUAGUGCUGCUGAUGACUCGACACUAACUGUUAAAGCUGAAAGAGGAUUCAGGUCUCAAAUAGCUGCUUUUUUGAUUUUAGAAUUUGGAAUUUUGUUUCAUUCAGUCAUGAUUGGUCUAAAUUUAGGUGCUGUUAAUGGUAAUGAAUUCAAGACGCUGUACGUUGUUUUAGUCUUUCAUCAAUCUUUUGAAGGUUUAGGUAUUGGUGCAAGAUUAUCAUCUAUUCCAUGGCCAGAAAAUGUUUCUUUUGUUUGGGCUUAUUUGAUGUGUUUACUAUAUGGAUUAGUCACACCGCUUUCAAUUGCUAUUGGAAUAGGAAUUAGAGCUUCUUAUGUUUCAAAUCCUUAUAGAGUUAAUGUAAUAUCUGGUGUUUUGGAUACAAUUUCCUGUGGUAUUUUGAUUUAUUCUGGGCUUGUCGAACUGCUAGCUAGGGACUUUAUAUUCAAUCCACAGUCAAGAAAAAAUUUGAAACUGCUGACCUUCAAUAUCUCAUCAGCGAUGGUUGGUGCUGCUACUAUGGCCAUCAUUAGUAAGUGGGCUUGA